ACCUUGCCUGACCUUGGGCAGGCCCCUGUCUUGUUUUGCUCAGCCAUCCGGGGAGAGUGUUGGACCAGAUACCCUCCCAGGGUGCGUCCAAGCCUGCAGGACUGUGGCUGAGGCUCGGGGCUGACGUCUGAGUAUUGGAAAAGGGGCUUGGUGGGGUGACGUGGCAGGCGGUGUCUAGGAAUUCCCAGUGCACCCCCGUUCUGUCCCCAGAGUGGAGACAACUUGAGAUAACACACUCUGUGUGAACGGGGCCACUUUCAAGGCCUCGCAGAGCCCUGGAGUGAAUCCUCAGGAGACCCUGGCUCUCUGCUGGUUUGUUAGCUGUGUGACCUUGAGCAAGUUACUUUACAUCUCUGAGCUUCAGUUACUCAGUUGUCAAAAUGAAACGAUAGUAGUGGUGGGAUUUGAGGGUUGAUGUGAGGAUUAAACAAGAAACACGUGAACUGCGUGGUCCCGUGCUGAGCCUGAGUCCCCGGUCAGAGGAAGCAGCUGCAAGAAUACAGACAAAGGCCUGCCGGGAGCAGGGAGCAGGCAGCCCUGAGGGGCAGGGAGAGCUCUGUGGACUCGCGUGCGAGCUCCCGACGGUUUCUGGAGCUUCCCAAAGAACAGGGGGCAGCCCGGCCUCCGCCCCCCUCUGUCGCGUCUCCCCAACGGUGCCGUCGUUCUGCAGCAGAAGCUUCACAGCUGUCCCCUCCGCCACCAUGAGGAGCAUCUUCAAGAGGAACCAGGAGCCCAUUGUGGCUCCUGCCACCACCACCGCCACAAUGCCAGUCGGGCCCGUGGACAACUCCACCGAGAGUGGGGGUGCUGGGGAGAGCAAGAGCGACGUGUUUGCCCAGAUGAAGGAGAAGUUCUUCAAUGAGAUGAACAAGAUCCCCUUACCGCCCUGGGCACUGAUUGCCAUCGCCGUGGUCGCUGGCCUCCUGCUCCUCACCUGCUGCUUCUGCAUCUGCAAGAAGUGCUGCUGCAAGAAGAAGAAGAACAAGAAGGAGAAGGGCAAGGGCAUGAAGAACGCCAUGAACAUGAAGGACAUGCGAGGCGGCCAGCCCCCGCAGGACGAUGAUGACGCAGAGACGGGCCUGACGGAGGGAGAAGGGGAAGGAGAGGAGGAGAAGGAGCCGGAGAACCUGGGCAAGCUGCAGUUCUCCCUGGACUACGACUUCCAGGCCAACCAGCUCACCGUCGGUGUCCUGCAGGCUGCGGAAUUGCCCGCCCUGGACAUGGGGGGCACCUCAGACCCUUACGUCAAAGUCUUCCUCCUUCCAGACAAGAAGAAGAAAUAUGAGACCAAAGUCCACCGGAAAACCCUGAACCCUGCCUUCAAUGAAACCUUCACCUUCAAGGUGCCGUACCAGGAGCUGGGGGGCAAAACCCUGGUGAUGGCCAUCUACGACUUUGACCGCUUCUCCAAACACGACAUCAUCGGGGAGGUGAAGGUGCCCAUGAACACGGUGGACCUGGGCCAGCCCAUCGAGGAGUGGAGGGACCUGCAGGGCGGGGAGAAGGAGGAGCCGGAGAAGCUGGGCGACAUCUGCACCUCCCUGCGCUACGUGCCCACGGCCGGGAAGCUCACCGUCUGCAUCCUGGAGGCCAAGAACCUCAAGAAGAUGGACGUGGGCGGCCUUUCAGACCCCUACGUGAAGAUCCACCUGAUGCAGAACGGCAAGAGGCUCAAGAAGAAGAAGACGACGGUGAAGAAGAAGACCCUGAACCCGUACUUCAAUGAGUCCUUCAGCUUUGAGAUCCCCUUUGAGCAGAUCCAGAAGGUCCAGGUGGUGGUCACCGUGCUGGACUAUGACAAGCUGGGCAAGAACGAAGCCAUUGGCAAGAUCUUUGUGGGCAGCAACGCCACGGGCACAGAGCUGCGGCACUGGUCCGACAUGCUGGCCAACCCCCGGAGGCCCAUCGCCCAGUGGCACUCCCUCAAGCCUGAGGAGGAGGUGGACGCGCUUCUGGGCAAGAACAAGUAGGCAGGACACCGGCACAGACACGGACGAGAUCAGAGCUAUCAAUACCUCAGUUGUGCAACCGUAGAGGUUUCCUUUCUCAUUUGUUGUGGUUGUUCCUUGUUUUUCCUUCCUUUUUCUCUUUUUAAAGACAAACUUCCCUUUGAUGGCUGUGUGAGGAGAGUCCCCUAAGAGGUGAAAGAGAAGCCUGGCUCUUGUCAUCGCCACGGGAGCUGUCCUUGCUGCAUGCCCCAUCAGGUUCCCCUCGUCCUUUUGAAGCUUCACUGAAGCCUCACCCUGAGUGAAGCCCUCUUUUGGCAGAAAGUCACAGCACUUCCUGUGCUUUGAAUGUUCUGGACCAACAAAAUGGCAGCACUUCCUGUUUCCUGGCAGGAAGGGCGACACAGUGGCCAGUGAUCCGCAUGCAUGUGUGUUUGUGUGUGUGUGUGUGUGUGUGUGUGUGAGCAUCUCUCUGCACCCCUGGAAUGAGCCAAGGACAGAGAAGUUGUGUCCCCAAAGAGAAGGCUCUUCGGGGGCCCUGACAUGAAGAGAAGGCCACUGUCGGAGUGGGAGAUCUUCUGUCAACUUGUGGAGAGAGCUGAGUCCUGCUCAGAUGCCAGGAGCUCCUGUGCUCCUCAUGGGGGCUAUUUGGGAGGCAAGAUGUGGUGCCUGGAUUUGUCCAGAACUAGGACCAAACCCCUGAUGCCACCAUAGACGUCCUCCUUUCAGUCAUGGUUUCCCCACAAGUAUGGCUCCAGGACAUUUGUGGAUGUGAACUAGUCACUAGGUUGGUCAGACUUUAACAGGAACUGUCAGUCCUGGGACCUCCCUCUUGUUGACAGUUAAAUCAAACUAUGAAGAAACAGAAGACCCCACCACCCAGAAAGACCAAAAUGAAUCUGCUGGGUCUUCGCCCCUUCCAGUGGGAAACACAGACGCUUUCUCCCUUUCCAGAAUGUAAGCAUUUCUUUCCCAUCGUGCUUUCGCUUCUGUUUCCUCUUUUAAUCUAAGUGGAUCAACGCUGUCUGAAGACACGUUAUCUGUACAGAGCCAGAGAACUUUAGAAGGAAGGUUUAAAUGUUCUUAGUUCUCCUGAGGUCCAGGUAAGAAGGGGGAGGACGCGGCCAGAUGGCAGAGACUUCCUGGGUGAGCUAGAGGGGAGCCCUGAGAUCCGCAGCUCCCGCUCCUCUGCCCUCCAUGCCAGCUGGAAGGAGGCCCCACCCCAGCACUCUGUAGGAGGCCUCCCUCUCUGAAUCCCAAGAAGCAGGGCAUCCGUUCCAAACGGGUGACGGAGGACGCCUGCUGGGCUUUCUACCCUGUGCUCAGUUGUGUCCCAUUCCCUGUUCACCUUUCAGCCCCAGCAUUGAUAAAAAGCCAUAUAUGUGUUAGUCAAGUUUGCACUGAGUCCCCCUCCAAACCUUCAGCCUGGGCAAGAGAGUCAGCCCCACAUGGUCAGAGGCCAGCCCCUCUUCCUGUGGCCCGUUCCUCCCGUUCCUGCAUCCCGUCCUUCAGCCUCUCUCUUCCAUCCUUGGAGCCCUCAGCCCCCUGCCAUUUCUUCACCUCGGAAUUCUCACGGCUUCCCGAGAAGCCUGGAGAUCUCUCCCUUUCCCAGCAAAAAUGGUGGCACUUCCUGUCCUGCCCCAUCUGGGCCACCUCAGCUUCCUGUAGGCACCUGACACAGAGGGACAGUGUUGGAGAGAAUCAGGCUUUGAGGAUCCAGCAUGGAGAAGGUGCACAGUGUGUUUUUAUUUCACUAAAAGAAAGGAGAUGGGUUUUUUGUGUUUGCUUUGCCAUGUUUUUUGGCUGGAGUGGCGGUGAGGGAGCCCCUCUGCUAGACACAGACUGGGAGGCAGGGCCCAGCCUGGCUCCUCUCUCAGAGACCCUUCUCCUUCUUGCUGGUGGCCCUGGGCUCCGGAGAAGCUAUUUUCUGUGGACACUGUGUGUGUGUGUGUAUUUGAUGGUGAGAAGGUAGGGCUCUGACAAGGACCAUGUGCUUUGCUCCCUGGGACCAGAGCUGUGGUCAUGGGGGAGGUUGUAGGACAAUAGGGUGCCUUCAGAAUCUGGGUGACUACAGAGUAGGACAUCCUGGUAUGGAUGUCAGAAGUCACUGGACUCUUCUCCCAUCCCCAGAGCUGUGGGAUUUUGGUGCUUUCUCAGGUUCUCUCUCCCCACACUCAUUCUCCUCACCAUACCCCACACCCCUUGUUCAUAGACCCUCCCUGUCAGUCUCACCCCCUCCAGCUUCAUUCUUUUGCCCUUUCCCAAUCCACCUAUCACCCGGGGUUCUUCUCUGCCCGUGAACCUCGUUCGGCCCGUCUGGAGCCCAGGAUUUGCCACUCUUCUGACAGGAAGGAAAGGAAAUGGUAGGCACCUCUGGUGGUUGGAUGUCCACAUGCCUGGAGACAGGAGCUGGAUUCUGUUACUCUGGGCCCCCCUCUGGUGAGCAGUCUUGAGGGUGGGGACAGGUUGGGAGGAACUGAGUGUUGGCACUAGUAUAGAGCCAGGGAGAUACCUGAGUGUGAGGAGGUUCUGGCUGGUCCUGGGAUGGGACCUUGGCCCAGAUGAGCCACGCUAGCAGAAGGCAUCCAUCCAGGUCCACGAGCUAGGCAAGGCCACACUUAUGCUUGGAUGUUUCCUCCACCUGAGGGCUGAUUUACCCAAACCACUGAGCAUCCCGUGAACCCUCACUGCCAUGCAGGUUGGGGUGCUGGGGUGUAGGCCCUGAGAAGGAUAGUUAGGGUCUGGCUAGUGAGGGGCUCUGGAGGCCUCUGGGGCUGUGAGUUCUCACUCUCAAAGUCUAUUCCAGAGAGAGGAAGGUGGUAUAGACGUGACUUUUUACAAAGAGACUGAGGCUAUGAAAACCCAAACGAAUCCCACCGAGAAAUGGGGGGUGAGACCAGGAAGCUGCCUUCUCCUUGCUCCUUGAAUGACUGUUCCAGAAGGGAAACCGACUGCCAGAGCCACAGGCGGGUUCUUGGACUGUGGAAGUGGAAGCUGAGGCUGGGGCAGGCUGUGGAAAGAGCACUGGGGCAGCCGGGACAGUGUAUGAGUGGACCCUCAGCUGGGGAUGGGGCCACAGGGAUGAGACCUCAGUCUCAGGCCCUGGCCAUGUCCUCCCGGGAACCACACGUAGCUUGUGUUUCUGCAGACGCAGUUUGGGCUGAUUUGCUGGCCCAGGGCUCCAGCGAGAGAGAAGACAAGUAAAACCCGCUGUGGACCUGCCUCCGUGAGGGGGCGUGUGCAAUGAGCAGAGGGGUUGAGAAGCCCCCCAUGGUCGGGAGUGAGCGAGCUCAUGUCCCUUGAUGUCCUCACCCACCCUUAGAGACAGACAUAGUCGCUGCCCGGAAAGGGAGGAAGAGAUUGAGCCAGGAGCUGCCCUCCGACCCUCUGUGCUGUCCCCACUUCAGCCUCAGGCUGGGGGCCUUUUCUCAGGGCCCUGGGUGGUGGCAGAUGGGGGCGAGACCCAAGACCUGAUCUUGGUGGCCCAGAGCCCCAUGUCAUGGCUGCCAGAUUGACAAAUAGGAAUGCGGGAUGCCAGUGAAAUCUGAAUUUCAGAUAAACAGCACAUAAUUUUAAAGAAUAGUGAGUCCCAGGCGACGUGUGGGACAUUCUGUACUAAAAGGACUGUUGUUUACCUGAAAUUCAAGUGGAACCGACCAUCCUGGGUUUCCUCUGGCAAGCCUGUCCUACCGGCCACUUCUGCCUACUCCCCCUCAGUCGCAGGGGGCCGGAGACGGGACACCAGGAUUUUACUUAACCUGUUUUUUGGGCUGCAAUAUCGAGGAGGGGACACUGUGACUUGAAGACACAUGAAGAUACUUUAUUUUUUAAGCAACAAAAAAACAAGAACCUUCUGAAGCCAUUUGAGCCUCAUCCGACCCCUCCCUGUGUGUUUAGUUAUAGACAAGUGAAGGCAGUUCUCUAUAAACACACGAACCCGAUCGUGCUGACUCGAGAUGCAUGUCUCUAACUUCUGUAAAUAGCCGCAUGGCAAUGCUCAGAGUGCCCUACUCCCCAGCCCCAAACCCAUUUUACACAACUCUUGAGGCUGCUCCUUCGAUUUUUUGUCGUGUAAAGUCUUUGUCCCUCAGCCCCACCCCAGCCUCACCCCAUCGGGACCCACCGUGGGAGCCCUUGGCUGAGGGGAGUGGGUUUCCGGCUCGGACGCCAGCCCUGCCGUUGGGGAUGCUUGAGGACCGCUGGCGCCCUGAAGGCCAGUCCCCAUCUUCUGCCGUCCGUCCGUCUGCAGAGUCGACCUUCGGUGCACCGCGCGGUGUCCAGCCUGGCGUCUGGUGUCCCGGUAGCUUCUGUGUCCUGUGUGUGUGUGUGGUGUGCCCCUUCCUCACACUGUUUGAAUUAACUGAAAAGCCAUAAAGGGGCCUCCUGCUGGAGAUGGCCCUCGGGUCCUGCCAGGAUCCCCCACUCCCUCUGACUGGCUCCCCACAGAACACUCGUGAAGGGCUCACCUGUCACCUCUCCUGCUCCCUCAGCCCCAUGUCCUGAGGACGGUGGCGUCCAGGGCUUCUGGUGGGGCCUCAGGAGAUGUCCCCGGCUGGCCCUGCCCAAGUGGGCUCCCUCCACAACUCCUUCUCCAGCCUCUGUGGACGGGGCGAUGGUGGGGCCCCCACCUUCAGAGACCUUUCCUGGGGGCCCUGUGGAAGUGACCCCGAUUUUCAGGAGCAGCCAGGCGCAGCUCAGCCUGUGGCCAGGCCCUUUCCCCCCUGGGGCUGACAGAACAGCUCGCUGACCUAACACUAUGGGGCCAGGGAUUGUGGGUGGCAGUGGGGGCUCCUGGGGGAGCUGGGGGCACGGUGGGUGGAGCUCUCCCUGCAGCGUCAUCCUGCAGUCUGACAGAGAGCACCCCAAGGGCGGGUGGGGGCUGCUUGGCUCCUCCAAGGGCGGGGGUCAGGAGCCUCAGGGCAGAGACACCCGCAGGCCCUCCUGUGGCUCCCAGAGCAGCCCCAGUGAGGCACGGCCCGCCGUGGUCGAGAGGUGGGGAGGGGGUAGCUGGGGCUCCCAAGGUCCCAAGUCAUCGUAUGGAACCAACAGGGAAGAGCAGCUCCCAGCCCGCAGCCGCUGGCAGCCGAGUGGGAACGACCCAGGAGGCCUCGGGCACGGCAAGGGUGGUGAGCACGAGGAAGGAGGGACGCGAGGGCAGGGUGUGCCCGACAGGCCGAGCGGCGAGGUGGGCUCUGCCCUUAUGAGCCGCGACGCAGGAGCACAUGGAAGCCCCAGUGAUCUUUGUGCCGCGCCGCAGAAGGGGGAGGCAGAGGGACCGGCGCGCGGGCUGGCAUCAGGUGCUUACAGGGCUGGGAGAUGCUGUCCUCCCUCCAGCUCUCUGGGACCCCCCCGUCCACACCCCCGGCAGAGACAGCCACGAGGCGAGAGCUGCGGUCCUGGCUGGUGAGCACGGAGCAGGUGCCGGGCUGGGGUGCUCCAUCCGCCCUCCUCACCGUCAGGGCUCCUCCCGUCUGAGGCCUGGACUUGCUGCUUUCUGGAAUCCCUGAGAUCUGAAAUCUUCAAAGCCAGGUCACCCCCGGUUGCACGCCCCACCAGGAGCCCUGCCUCUGUCUUCGUGGGAAGGACACACGUGCAGGCCUCCCUGCCCCGCCCCCUAUGCUUGGCAAUGCGCUCCCGCCCCUCAUGUGGACUCUGUUGCUCUUGUCUGAUGUCUUGUCGAAUUGUUAUUUUGUAAUGAGCUGCGUCUCCUUAUUAAAGAAAUGAGCUGAAAGAAAUC
Messenger RNA from Equus caballus (horse), 7683 nucleotides. RefSeq names its product synaptotagmin 2 (gene SYT2). Lineage: Eukaryota; Metazoa; Chordata; Mammalia; Perissodactyla; Equidae. Gene Ontology annotation, biological process: calcium ion-regulated exocytosis of neurotransmitter; regulation of dopamine secretion; synaptic vesicle endocytosis. Gene Ontology annotation, cellular component: plasma membrane; synaptic vesicle membrane; axon. Gene Ontology annotation, molecular function: calcium ion binding; phosphatidylserine binding; calcium-dependent phospholipid binding. The record is from RefSeq and is a predicted model, not a curated record.